AUGCCCUCUGCCGAGGAAAGCGCCAAUUUUCUUGUGAGCCUUGGGCUGCGUCCCGAGCAAAUAGAGAUUGCCACGGCAAACGGGCAGGCCGCUCCCAGCAAAGUGGUGGAAUUCACCUUGUCUCUGCUACAUCCAGACCUGGUCGAGUUUCCUGGCUCCGAGGGUUACUCUCUGUCCGUCAAAGGCAACUGGUCGUGGCUCGCGCGCAAAACUGCUUCAGCCAUAUUCCAUCCCACCCUCACCAGCCAUGUCGCCACCGCGGUGAGGCUCCUCGAGUUCUACGAUGUCAAGUUUGCCGUGCGUGGGGGUGGUCACUCGCCAAACCCAGGGUGGGCGAGCAUUCAAGACGGGCUUCUCAUUUCCACCCACCGUCUCAACGCGCUGCAUCUUGAUGAGGCGUCGGGGGUCGUCAGUAUUGGAGCUGGUAACCGCUGGGGCAUGGUAUAUCGACACUUGGAGAAGUUCGGACUCAUCACCACCGGCGGCCACUCGGCACCUGUGGGCUGUGUCGGUCAGAUCACCGGGUGCGGCAACUCGCCUUGGUUCCACAAGUACGGAUGGUCGUGCCAGAACGUCGUGAACUUUGAGAUCGUCACCAGUGGUGGUAAGGUGCUUAACGCCAGCAGGAACGAAAACACGGACCUGUGGUGGGCUCUCCAGGGCGGAUCCAACAACUUUGGCAUCGUCACUCGCUUGGAUAUGGCCACGUUCCCGGCUCCCGAAGGGGUGUGGGGUGGGCAGAUAUUCUGGGAACACAGCAACGAUACGCAGCGCAAAGUUUUGGAGGCAUACCACGAUUUCGCGACAAGACGCAUUGGGAUCGAUCCAGGGGUCGAGUCGCUCACAGGUUUUGGCACUCUGAGUGGCCAGAAAUACAUCCAGAGCGUGCUCUCCGCCGACCGAAACGUUCUAGAGGGCUGUCAUCCUUAUGCCUUUGGCGGCUUUUUCGCUCUAGCACCUGCGGCCGUGACUGGGAACUGCAGGCCAUCGCGACUCGCAGCUCAUGACGAGUUUAAAGAGGAUGAUAUUCAUCCCCGAAUCUACUUUUCGGAGGAGACACGGUUCGCCGAUCUGGACUACCUCCAACGGGCUGUCGACAUCUUCUAUGAGGUAUUCGAUGAAGCCAGCAAAACGAAGGACGCUGUUGCUUGCUUGAACUUUUCCCCGAUUGCCGCCCGCACCAUUCGCAUGUCCAAUGAACGCGGGGGGACCGCCCCCGGCUGGGAUGAAGAGGAUCAGAACAUCGUCUUCCUCGAUAAUGCAUGGCUGCGUGCCGAAGAUGAUGAGCUCAUGUUGAGGCUGGGUCAAACAUGCAUUGCACGCCUGCGGACCGCUGCGCGGGAACUCGGCGUUUUGAAGCAGCAGAUCUGGAUGAACAACGCAGGACCCGACGACGACGUUAUUGGUAGCUAUGCAACGGAAAGUGUGGCUCGACUCGGCGACAUCUCUCUCAAAUAUGAUCCCAACAGGACAUUUCAGCGUCUGUUGACGGGUGGCUACAAGCUGGAGCGGAAUUAG
This is a messenger RNA of Fonsecaea nubica, 1518 nucleotides long. RefSeq names its product AGC/RSK protein kinase. The transcript has 5 exons. NCBI's taxonomy places the organism in Eukaryota, Fungi, Ascomycota, Eurotiomycetes, Chaetothyriales, Herpotrichiellaceae. The record is from RefSeq and is a predicted model, not a curated record. The coding region runs from base 1 to 1518 and encodes 505 amino acids. Gene Ontology annotation, molecular function: FAD binding.